GCGACGGAGCGAGCGAGCGGGCGGGGAGCUCGGGCGGCGCCCCGCGGAGGUGGCGCGGGAAGCGGAGCUCCCGGAUGUGGAGAAGCUGGGGAGGCGGCGUGGGAGGAAGAUGGACCCGGCGGAGAAGGGGGCCGCCACCUCCGUGGCCCACCCGCGGGGGCGGCCGUCCCGGGGCCGGCCGCCGAAGCUGCAGCGCAACUCCCGGGGCGGCCCGGGCCGCGGCGUGGAGAAGCCCCCGCACCUGGCGGCGCUGGUGCUGGCCCGGGGCGGCAGCAAGGGCAUCCCCCUGAAGAACAUCAAGCACCUGGCGGGGGUCCCGCUCAUUGGCUGGGUCCUGCGGGCGGCGCUGGACUCGGGGGUCUUCCAGAGUGUGUGGGUUUCAACAGACCAUGAUGAAAUUGAAAAUGUGGCCAAACAGUACGGUGCACAGGUCCAUCGCAGAAGUUCUGAUGUUUCGAAAGACAGCUCUACCUCACUAGAUGCCAUCAUAGAAUUUCUGAACUACCACAAUGAGGUUGACAUUGUAGGAAAUAUUCAAGCUACUUCUCCAUGUUUACAUCCCACUGACCUUCAGAAGGUUGCAGAAAUGAUACGAGAAGAAGGAUAUGAUUCUGUGUUCUCUGUUGUGAGACGCCAUCAAUUUCGAUGGAGUGAGAUUCAGAAAGGAGUUCGUGAAGUAACUGAGCCUCUGAAUCUGAAUCCAGCCAAACGACCUCGGCGACAAGACUGGGAUGGAGAACUCUAUGAAAAUGGCUCGUUUUAUUUUGCUAAGAGACACUUGAUAGAGAUGGGCUACUUACAGGGUGGGAAAAUGGCCUACUACGAAAUGCUGGCUGAGCACAGUGUGGACAUCGAUGUGGAUAUUGACUGGCCUAUUGCAGAACAAAGAGUCUUGAGAUAUGGCUAUUUUGGCAAAGAGAAGCUUAAGGAGAUAAAACUAUUGGUUUGCAGUAUUGAUGGAUGCCUCACCAAUGGCCACAUUUAUGUAUCAGGAGACCAAAAAGAAAUAAUAUCUUAUGAUGUAAAAGAUGCUAUUGGGAUAAGUUUAUUAAAGAAAAGUGGUGUUGAGGUGAGGUUCAUCUCAGAAAGGGCCUGUUCAAAACAGACACUCUCUUCCUUAAAACUGGAUUGCAAGAUGGAAGUCAAUGUCCCAGACAAGCUGGCAGUGGUGGACGAGUGGAGAAAAGAAAUGGGGCUGUGCUGGAAAGAAGUGGCGUAUCUUGGAAAUGAGGUGUCUGAUGAGGAAUGCUUGAAGCGGGUGGGCCUCAGUGGAGUGCCGGCCGACGCCUGUGCCACAGCCCAGAAGGCGGUGAACUACAUCUGCAAAGCCAAUGGUGGCCGAGGGGCCCUCCGCGAGUUUGCAGAGCACAUCUUCCUGCUGAUGGAAAAGGCUAAUAAUUCAUGCCAAAAAUGAUGAGUUCAUGAUGUCAGAAAAGGAAGUGUCACUUCCUCAGCUACUUGUAUCUUCCAUAUGGAGUUCAAUCCCAUGUCGUGAUGUUUGCAGUGUGAUUUGGUUUGUGAUCUCUCUUCAUGUCUUCUCCAAUUGUCUCUAAAAUGACAUCCUCCAUCCACUUUCCUCCUCAUGCAAGACAAUUGCUGGUGGCAGUCUCAGAUUUUUUUAGCAAGUGAAAGUAAGGACACCAUCCAGAUUAACUUUGUAGCGUGCUCUGUAAAACUGUGUUUGUGUGCUUUUAAUGACGCUGAGAUUUUAUUUACUUGGGGGCAGUGUAUCUGGUGUGACCUGCCCUUCUGUGAAUUAAUAAAAGUACAUUUCACAAA
Molecule: messenger RNA, 1779 nt
Organism: Erinaceus europaeus (western European hedgehog)
Lineage: Eukaryota; Metazoa; Chordata; Mammalia; Eulipotyphla; Erinaceidae
Gene: CMAS
Product: cytidine monophosphate N-acetylneuraminic acid synthetase
Exons: 8
Coding region: 110-1414 (434 amino acids)
Molecular function (GO): N-acylneuraminate cytidylyltransferase activity
Source: RefSeq, a predicted model, not a curated record